AUGCAGGAAACGCGGCUCCCUGCCGAAGCCAGCUCUGAGCAGGCUGACUGUGGAGAGUUGGACAUCGACUUGUUCUGGGAUGCGUCUCCCGUUGCGACUCUCGUUGUGUCUCCGUGCCAUCGCGUGAGAAGAGCCUCUCGGAGCAUCGAGAACAGAUGGAACCGCAAUAUCAAGGACCUUAUUGGCAAGGACGUUUUCAGUGUUCUAUAUGGGGGCUCGGCAUUGGAGAGGUUUGACCGCAUACCUCUUGACAGCGCCAUCGAGAAUGCAAUCGCCCGUCGGGACUUGAUGUUGUGCCCAAAUGCAUACCAAAGUGGAGAAGCCUCCUGGUCAGCACGCAUCAUCCCCAUAUUUAAGGAUGCGGAGCUGCAGUUCUUGGUCAUGGAGUUUGACCAAGAUGAGAACUGGUUCAGCAAGGCUGCUGGCAAGGACGGAUACCUGAGCGACCGGUUGAAUGACGAAAUGUCCCGGCUUCUCGUCCAGACUGUCAAGGACUAUGCUAUUUUCCUUCUCGACACGCGCGGCUACGUGGCGACGUGGAACACCGGGGCCGAGUUGCUCAAGGGCUACAAGAGGGAAGACAUCAUCGGCAGGCACUUUUUCAAUUUCUACGGCCAAGAGGACCUGCGCAUUGGAAAGCCCGAGAAGGAGCUGAUGACGUGCCUGCGCCAGGGGAGAGUGGAAGACGAAGGAUGGCGCUACCGCAAGGACGGCAGCAAGUUCUGGGCCAACGUCGUCAUUACGGCCAUUUACAGGAACGGCAUGCACAUUGGCUUUGGCAAGGUCACGCGAGAUCUGACGGAACGAAGGGAAAACGAGCUGCGCCUCAUUGCCGCGUACGAGGAGAGCUCCAAGCUAAAGAACGACUUUCUCGCCAACGUGAGCCACGAAAUCCGAACGCCAAUGCACGGCCUGCUCUCGGCAUGCUCCCUGCUCCUGGACACAAACCUAUCAGAGGACCAGCGCGAGACGGCAAACAUUAUUGCCGAGUCGGGGCAGGUGUUGCUUGGUGUGAUUAACAGCAUCCUGGACUACUCGAAACUUGCGUCCGGGACCUUCUCCAUCACACCGGAAGUCUUUGGCGUGGGAAAUCUGGUCACGUCGGUUGUUCGGACUACCCAGACGACCUUGAUGCCCGGAGUUCACAUCAAGCUGCAACUGGCGCCGAACUUGCCGAGACUGGCACGAGGGGACCAACUGCGGUUCCGGCAAAUCAUGCAGAACAUAAUUGACAACGCGGCCAAGUUUACGGAUGCAGGCUCCAUAUCGGUCUCUUGUUCCGUGAGAGAGGAAACCGAGACGGCUUACUCGAUUCUCACCGAGAUCACGGACACUGGAAUAGGCGUCAAGGACGGCGACAUGAAGGACCUGUUUCAACCCUUUAUGCAAUCCGAGGUCUCCAUCAAGAAGCGGUUUCAAGGAACUGGACUAGGCCUAUCUAUAGCCAAGUCUCUGGCGGUUUUGAUGGGCGGCGACCUGGGAUACAGACCGAACCCUGCAUGCCAAGGCAGCGUAUUCUGGUUCGUGGUCCAACUCGACAAGACUACAAGUACAAGAGAGCCGCAGAAUGAUGCAGACAAAACACCUUCGCCGUAUUACUCAGCAGGAGAGGUGACACUGGGGAACGGCGAUUCGGCCGCGGUGCUGGACAGAUUGAAAGAAGCAGGAAGCACGAUGCGGAUUCUGGUGGUGGAGGACAACAUCAUCAACCAGAAAGUGCUGGUCGGGAUGCUGCACUCUCUGGGGCUCAAGAACAUUGCCGUCGCCUCUGACGGGGCCCAGGCAGUGUCAAUCGUAAACGGCUCCCCGGGCGAGUUUGACAUGGUAUUGAUGGACGUCAGCAUGCCCGUCAUGGACGGGUUCGAGGCCACCGCGAGCAUCAGGCGCCUCGGCAGCAACGUGCCCAUUGUGGCCAUGACGGCCAACGCCCUCAGGGGGUACAGGGAGAAAUGCAUCCAGUCUGGGAUGGACGACUACAUCCCGAAGCCGGUUAGCAGGAACUUGCUGCUGCGGAAGCUACUGCUGUGGCUGGACCCGAUGAAACAACAACCUGUCCGGCCGACAAUGGAGGUGAACUUGCUUGAAACACCGCCCAUCACGCCCUCUGAGACUUCUACUUCGGAGAUUUGCAAUGGAAGCCUGCGAUUGACUGUGGUCAUGUUGGCGCUGGACCCUGGUCUUUGGUCGACCCCCAUGAUACUCUCUACCGAGAUGACGUUCUUCAAAGCGCCUCAUGCUCAGCUCAGGCUAGCAAUAUGCGCUUGCGCCGGCUACUUCUUUUGCCGCCGUUUGGUGGCUGUUUAUAGUGGUAUUUUGCUUCAGCCCUACAAGCGCGGCGCUGAGUUUGAAUGCCAGCCAGAGUUGGAAGGUGGACGUUGCAACGAAUCCGAGAAUCCCGAUGUCGAGAAGAGCACCCCUCCGGGCACGCCGCGCGCAGUGGCGUAG
This is a messenger RNA of Metarhizium acridum CQMa 102, 2445 nucleotides long. Lineage: Eukaryota; Fungi; Ascomycota; Sordariomycetes; Hypocreales; Clavicipitaceae. The record is from RefSeq and is a predicted model, not a curated record.